CCGCAAUAAAAGAAAAUAAUGCUUUGGGCGAUGGCAGUGCUCCGUCCCCCCAAAUAGAAAGACCGUCAAGCAGCAGCCUCAUGCCCCCACCUCCUAGCCCUACCACCGCCAUCACGACUUCCUUCCCUCCUCCUCCCCCAAAUCUCAUAUUCUACUCCGCUGCCGCCGCCGCUGCCGCCGCUGCUCUCUCCUUCCUGUUCCUCCUCGAACCCCCUCAUCUCCUCCACCCACUUCUUCGCUUCCGCCGCCGCCGCCGCAGCCGCUGCCUCGAAACCUCUGCGAUGCGCCGCCCCGCCGCCCCCCUCGCCUUCUCGUCGCCGGAUUCUCUCUCCGAAUGGCUCAAACCCCGCCUCCCCUCCGACGCCCUCGCUUCCUGGGGCGUCGCCCCCGGCACCAAGACCCUCCACAACCUCUGGCUCGAGAUUUCCCACGGCGAGACCUCCCUCUUCCCCUCGGACGAGGAGGGAUCCUCUUCCCUCGCCCUCCGCGCCGUCCACGUCGCCACCGUCCGUGUCCGUAACCCCCGCGGCGCCCUCCUCAUCGAAUCCCACCAGCUCCUCUCCGACGGCACCAUCAGGCCCCGCCGCCGCCCGUUGUCGGAGAAGAUGCGCCCUGGGGAAUCCAUCGAGGACGCUGCCGCCCGGGCCGUCAUGGAGGAGCUUGGGAAAGAGGCGGUGAAAAUUUUGCCGGGGUCUUAUGAGAUAAAGGUGGAGGAGAGGGCGUCGGCGUCGUAUCCGGGCCUGCCGGCGCGGUAUGUGCUGCACUCGGUGGAGGCCGAGGUAGAGGGGCUGCCGCAGGAGGGCGAAUUCUCGACGGAAGAGACGGGGGAAGCCGUCGAGGCCCGGGAGAAGGCGGUCUUUGUUCGGAGGCAUUUCUGGAACUGGGUGGAUGAUGAUGGCAGCGUUUGAUGUGUGAUGCAUAAGAAUAGAUGGGACUGAAGGCUCAGCAGAAAGGAUUUAGGACUUAGUUAAUUAGUUGUUAGCCCAUUUGAACUAAAAUAUUUUAAUUAAGUUUUUGUAUGAACUUUUCUUAUAAUUUGAGAUCGUAAAACUUCUCUUUGCUUAAUUAUGUUAGAAUAUUAAUUGCUGCUUAAUACCACUACCUUAGUAUUGGGAUGAUAUAUUAAUAUGAAAAAGGUAGGCCUUGCAUGUCUCGUGGGAUUAAAUGCUAUGGAUGUGUAGCUGUCUUCCACAUGCCUGGCUCGGGUUAUUAGGUCGGGGUAUAAUAAUAUUUCCUAUCUUUUUAUUUUUGUCCUUGACCAUUUAUAUAUAUAUAUAUGGUGCCAUUAAAUAUACUAAUAGCUUAUUCUAAUAGCUUGACAAUGUAAUUGCCUUUGGACUUCUGGAUAUGGACAAAGAACAUUUGUUGAACCAUAAUGGAAAAGAAAAGGAAUGCUAUUCCAACAUACAAUUCAGAUUUUGAAAAUGACAUUUAAUUUUCCUAAUUGAUGUUUUUGUAUAUUAAAGACGAUAUACAUGAUAAGUGGUUCCAAACAUAUUUUAUUGAAACUAUUAG
Molecule: messenger RNA, 1515 nt
Organism: Phoenix dactylifera (date palm)
Lineage: Eukaryota; Viridiplantae; Streptophyta; Magnoliopsida; Arecales; Arecaceae
Source: RefSeq, a predicted model, not a curated record